This is a messenger RNA of Vombatus ursinus (common wombat), 2025 nucleotides long. It is a transcript of the gene MTMR7, whose product is annotated as myotubularin related protein 7. Gene Ontology annotation, molecular function: phosphatidylinositol phosphate phosphatase activity. The transcript has 14 exons. NCBI's taxonomy places the organism in Eukaryota, Metazoa, Chordata, Mammalia, Diprotodontia, Vombatidae. The coding region runs from base 1 to 2025 and encodes 674 amino acids. Gene Ontology annotation, biological process: phosphatidylinositol dephosphorylation. The record is from RefSeq and is a predicted model, not a curated record.
AUGGGGAAAGCCUGGGCUGCUGUCAUCCGAACAGUUCUCGGGCUUGGGAGGCCUUGGGAUGCAGUAGAGAAUGUCCGUCUGAUGGAUCGAAUGUCUUCCAAAAAGCCAGCCCUGGGGACUUUGUAUCUGACGGCCUCUCACGUCAUCUUUGUGGAGAACGUGCCAGAAACCAGAAAAGAGACCUGGAUUCUGCACAGUGAGAUCUCCUCCAUUGAGAAGCAGGCGACGACGGCGGGGGGCUGCCCGCUGCUUAUCCGGUGCAAGAAUUUCCAGGUGCUACACCUCGUGGUCCCUCAGGAGCGAGACUGCCAGGAUGUGUACAUCUCCCUCCUCCGCCUGGCCAGGCCAGUGAAGUACGAAGAGCUGUUCUGUUUCUCCUUCAACCCCAAGCUGGAUAAGGAAGAGCGUGAGCAAGGCUGGACGCUGGUGGAUCUCCGUGAGGAGUACAAGCGCAUGGGCACCCCCAACAGCUACUGGCACCUCAGUGAUGUCAACAGAGACUACCGGGUGUGUGACUCGUAUCCCACUGACGUCUAUGUCCCCAGGUCCGCCACCGCGCACAUCAUCGUGGGCAGCUCCAAGUUCCGAAGCCGCCGCCGGUUCCCUGCCUUGUGUUAUUACUGUAAAGAUACCAACGCCUCCAUCUGCCGGAGCAGCCAGCCCUUGUCUGGCUUCAGUGCCCGCUGUCUUGAGGAUGAGCAGAUGCUGCAGGCCAUCCGGAGAGCCAACCCUGGCAGUGACUUCAUGUACGUUGUGGACACGCGGCCAAAGCUCAACGCCAUGGCCAACCGCGCCGCGGGCAAAGGCUACGAGAAUGAGGAUAACUACGCCAACAUCAAGUUUCAGUUCAUCGGCAUCGAGAACAUCCAUGUGAUGAGGAGCAGCCUGCAGAAAAUGCUGGAAGUGUGUGAGCUGCGAUCCCCUUCGAUGAGUGACUUUCUCUGGGGCCUGGAGAAUUCUGGCUGGCUGAAGCACAUCAAAGCCAUCUUGGAUGCGGGGGUCUUUAUCGCCAAGGCCGUGGCUGAGGAAGGGACCAGUGUUCUUGUCCACUGCUCAGAUGGCUGGGACCGAACAGCCCAGGUGUGCUCAGUGGCUAGCCUGCUCCUGGAUCCUCACUACCGGACCCUGAAAGGCUUCAUGGUAUUAAUUGAAAAAGACUGGAUUUCCUUUGGGCACAAGUUUCAUCAUAGGUACGGCCACCUGGAUGGAGACCCCAAGGAGAUCUCCCCGGUCAUCGACCAGUUCCUCGAGUGCGUCUGGCAGCUCACGGAGCAGUUCCCCUGCGCCUUCGAGUUCAACGAGAGGUUUCUGGUGCACAUCCAGCAUCACAUCUAUUCCUGCCAGUUUGGAACCUUCCUCUGUAACAGCCAGAAGGAGAGACGGGAGCUGAGGAUUCAAGAAAGAACACACUCGCUGUGGGCUCACCUGUGGAAGAAUCGGGCCGACUACCUGAAUCCCCUGUUCCGAGCGGACCACAGCCAGGCCAGGGGGACGCUCCGGCCCCCCACCAGCCCGUGCAACUUCACGUACAAGUUUUGGAGUGGAAUGUAUAACCGCUUUGAAAAAGGCAUGCAGCCUCGGCAGUCAGUGACCGAUUACCUCAUGGCCGUGAAGGAGGAAACACAGCAGUUGGAGGAGGAGCUGCAGGUCUUAGAAGAGAGAUUGGAAAAAAUCCACAAGAUUCCGCUUAGCGACACGCCGGGGAACAGGGAGCCCGGUGCGCCACAGAGCAAAUGUCCGGGGCUGUCUGCCUCCACCCCCAGUGUGGGGAACCCCGCGGCGGAUUCCGGCGGACAACCGAAAUCAUCGCCCUCCCGGAGCCCGUCCCAGGGAGACGACGAUUCUGCCCUGAUUCUCACGCAGGAGAAUUUAAAGAGCUCCGAUCCGGACCUCUCGGCCAACAGCGACCAGGAGUCUGGAGUGGAGGACCUGAGCUGCCGCUCCCCGAGCGGGGGCGAGUGCUUGCCCAGCGAGGACAGCGGCAAGGACCCCGAUCCCGACGAGGCGGUGUUCCUCACCGCAUGA